AUGUAUGACUUACAUGGGAAAUAUAUUCACCACUGGGUACAUCUGACGCAUCGCGGCAACAUUACGCCAGUAUUGUCAAAGAGCAUGGUAUGGAACAAUUGGCAGGAGACCGCGGCGCUUCAGAGAAUACAAUCCUUAACUUUAAGGCCAGUCAUCACCGGCUGGAAGAGCCUUUUCGGUGCAGCUGGUCAAGUGGAGCAUGGCUGGAUUGAAGGAGUCAGCCGGCGCGAAAGUCAGAUUCUAAAAACGUACUUUCAUCAGCUAAUCGCUGAAAAUCAUGACCUUCAAGUCAGCUUCAAAUGGGGUGUCAAUGACGUAGCUGUCUGGGACAAGGGCAUUCUCUCGCGAUUAUAA
Aspergillus vadensis CBS 113365 is the source of this 354-nucleotide messenger RNA. RefSeq lists its product as uncharacterized. The record is from RefSeq and is a predicted model, not a curated record. Gene Ontology annotation, cellular component: cytoplasm. Lineage: Eukaryota; Fungi; Ascomycota; Eurotiomycetes; Eurotiales; Aspergillaceae. Gene Ontology annotation, molecular function: 2-oxoglutarate-dependent dioxygenase activity. The coding region runs from base 1 to 354 and encodes 117 amino acids. The transcript has 3 exons.